AUGGUAAAACCCACUGAUGAUGCCGAUGAUGCUGGGAAUCAUGACAACAACUAUGGCAGACGACUUUGGACUAGGGUAGGAGUGGGACCCAAAGGUGUGACAUUUUUGUACGUAUCCCGACUAGUCUCCCUGCACACACACACACACUCAUCCACACCAUCCGAGCUGAGUGUGGUUUUGACUAGGCUCCCCGAGACAUCUGCUGGCAUGGGCCCCGCCCAAGGGGGCCCUGUGCAUCGUGUGUCCGGUUGUUUUGAGCCAAAUGUUUCGGGCUUGGCCUCGGCUUUUGCCUCAACUCAUGUACAGUUUGGUUGGCGAGCCAAGUACUUCCUAUCGGAAACCGCUGGUGCAUGUGUUGGUGCUCUUGCCGGUCUGGGGCGUACUUUGGUCCAUCGGCUUCAUCUUGGGGUCAUGACAGCAAAUUGGGCUCGUCCACCAUCUGUUAGGGGCCCUUAUUUGCUUUAUUCAAUUGCCUGCUGUGCCCGUCUCUCUGUUGUCGGGAUUCAUUUCGCGGCUGCAGCAAGCGGAUUAUUGACACGGUACCACGUUGCACACAUGCAGACGCCCAACGCUAUCCGUCAUGUUUACGAGACGGAAAAUCCAACCAUCCAAUCUUCCAUCCAUCCAACCUUCCAUUCAUCCAACCAUCUAAUUAUGCAACUACCCACUAGCCUUUGGUUCGAGUCUCACCAUGACCGUUAA
Molecule: messenger RNA, 702 nt
Organism: Protopolystoma xenopodis
Lineage: Eukaryota; Metazoa; Platyhelminthes; Monogenea; Polystomatidea; Polystomatidae
Source: the annotation of a GenBank genome assembly